GGAGCCCGGAGCGGGAGCAGCGGAGCGGCGGGGGCUCCGUGGCGCAUGGGUGGUGGUGCCAGCCCUGCCAUGGCCAUGUUGGUCUGUGGGACACUCCUGGGACUGGCCCUGUGUGCACUGAGCAGCACCACUUUCCUCUACCACGACUACUGUGUCAUCGGGGCUGGCCCCGCGGGCCUGCAGGCAGCCUAUUUCCUCCAGCAAGCCGGGCGGGACUACAUUGUCUUUGAGCGGAGCCAUGCACCUGGCAGCUUCUUCGCCCUCUACCCUCGCCACCGCAAGCUCAUCAGCAUCAACAAGCAGUACACGGGCAAAUCCAACAGAGAGUUCAAUCUCCGCCACGACUGGAAUUCACUCCUCAGCCAUGACAGGCGGCUGCUUUUCCGACACUACUCGCGUGACUUCUUCCCUCACGCUGACACGAUGGUGCGUUACCUGGAGGACUUUGCAUCCCUGCUGGAGCUGCGGGUUCAGUACAACACAGCCAUCAUCCACGUGACGCUGGAGAGAAACGAGCAGGCCUGGAAUGGCCACUACUUCCUCCUGACUGACCAGGACAGGAAGAACUACAAGUGCAGCUCUUUGUUGGUUGCCACUGGGACGUGGGUCCCCAAUGUGGUAAACUUCCCUGGCUCAGAAUAUGUUGAGGGUUACGAGACUGUGUCCAUCAACCCGGAGGAUUUUGCUGGCCAGACUGUGUUGAUUUUGGGACGCGGGAACUCAGCCUUUGAGACGGCAGAGAACAUUUUGGGGGUCACGAACUUCAUCCACAUGGUGAGCCGGUCCCGCGUGCGCCUCUCCUGGGCCACCCACUACGUCGGGGAUCUGAGAGCAAUUAACAAUGGACUGCUGGACACCUACCAGCUGAAAUCUCUGGAUGGGCUUCUGGAGGGCGACCUGGAAGAUCUGGCUAUUGUCAAGGACAAAAAAGGAAAGCUGCACAUCACACUCCGGUUCUACCUGGAGAAUGGGAACAUCAGCGCAGGCAUCGAUUCCAUCACCCUCCCGCAGGAUGAACUGGACAAUUUUGCCACCCGGGCACCUUACGACCGUGUCAUCCGCUGCCUGGGCUGGAAGUUUGACUUCUCCAUCUAUAACAGAUCCCUUAGAAUGAUACCAGGAAAAGGGAAUAUUAAAAAGUAUCCUCAGAUCAAACCCAGCUAUGAGUCCAGAGGCACUCGGGGGCUUUUUGUUCUCGGCACUGCUAGCCAUUCUGUUGACUUCAGGAAAUCUGCUGGGGGCUUCAUCCAUGGAUUCCGGUAUACAACUCGCGCGGUCCAUCGCCUAUUGGAAAACCGUCACCAUGGUGUCCCCUGGCCAUCCACAGUCUACCCUAUUACACAGCUGACCAAUUCCAUCAUCAAGCGGGUGAACGAGGCCUCAGGCCUCUACCAGAUGUUCAGUGUCCUAGCUGACAUCAUACUGCUGAGAGAGAAUGCCACAGCAUUUGAAUACCUGGAAGAGUACCCCACUGGAGUCCUAGCCGAGCUGGAAAUGCAGACUGGGAGAAAGGCUCCCAAUGGGCUCUUUGUCAUCAUCAUGGAGUAUGGGAGGAAUUUUUCUGGGGCUGACAAGGAUGUCUUCUACUACAACCGUGCCGUGGGAGAAGCACAGCAUGCCUGGCAGUCCAACUUUCUACACCCUGUUAUUUACUAUUACAAACGCCUCCCAACAGAGCGUGAGAUGAAACUCCGGCCGCCAGAGUGGCCUCUCCCUCGUCCAGAUGCCAUCCAUCACAUUGUGGAGGACUUUCUGACAGACUGGACAGCCCCAAAUGCUCACAUCCUGCCACUCAGGCGCUUUUUGGAGAACUGCCUCAGCACCGACCUGCGCAGUUUCUUUGCAGAGUCCUGUUUCCUGUUUGCCUUCACCCAUCAGAAGCUGCCCCCCUUCUGCCAGCAGGGAUACGUGAGGAUGCAGGGGCUCAUGGGCAGCGAGGGGCUCCGGCGCCACGCGGUGCAAGCUGGACUACUGCAGGAUUACACUCUCACAGACUUUUCAGGUGACAGACCCCCUGACAGCCACGACAGGUCAAGGGACCAGUUGCUGAGAGAUCAAGUCAUUCCAAUUCGUCCACUGCAACAUCUUGUCAAGGCCAAGGAUGAGCUUUAACCUUUCUUGCUCUACACUGAAACCUAGAGCUGUUGUGACAGUACUGUAACAGAGAUCCACAGCAGGAUUCUGCCCUUUUCCUGUGCCCUUUUUCCAUCCUCAUGCCUUCCCCUAAUCAUGAGUUGCCAAAGACCUGCUCAGAUCUUGCUGUUAUGAAGAGGACCAACAUCUUUUGAAGAAUGAGCAACGGGCCAAAAUCCAGUGAUGCUGAGGCUCCCUCAUUGUCCUUGCAGAGCUCAGAGUUGCCUGAAAGUGGUGUUUCUGUUUAUCUGACUGACCAGUAUCUGCAGUGACGUACAGAGGUCACAGAAGAGAGUUCAGGAACACCUGGGAAACUUAAAAUGUCACAUUCCCCUUUAGAGGUGACCUGCUUGCACCCUGUGGAGCCUGGUGCAGGUUCUCUGGUCCCUGGAUGCUAUACACUGUGUAUACUUGAAGAUUUGUUCCUGCAUCGGGUCCCGAAGUGGUACUCUGGGCAAACUUCCAGUAUUUUUCUUGCAUUUGUUAGGGCAGUUGUGUAGCUUCAGUGGGAGGGGUGUUUUUUAGUUACCAUAUAGGUCAGAUAAUUUGUCAUUUCCCAGAGAGCACUACAAGGGACCCUUCCCUCCACAGUGGAUGAGUAGCUUGCCUGGAAUGCCUGGGACACAGAGACUGACACUGACUUCAGCUACGCUGCCCUCAUGUUUUUCUUCUCCCACACCAGGCAGCCUGGAAGGUUAGCCCUUUGUCUUUUAUAAAGCAUGACCAAUAUUUCUGCUGUUUGCACUAUGUCCCAUCAAGAAAGUUUGACGAGAUGGAAGAGCA
Molecule: messenger RNA, 2916 nt
Organism: Lepidothrix coronata (blue-crowned manakin)
Lineage: Eukaryota; Metazoa; Chordata; Aves; Passeriformes; Pipridae
Gene: FOXRED2
Product: FAD dependent oxidoreductase domain containing 2
Exons: 10
Coding region: 46-2112 (688 amino acids)
Molecular function (GO): monooxygenase activity; flavin adenine dinucleotide binding
Source: RefSeq, a predicted model, not a curated record